UGCGGUCACACUAACCGAAGCAUUUUCGUCCGCUCGUCAUUUUUCUGCGUAAUUCUUUUCGAUUAAUUCGAUUUAGCAUAAAUAAAUAAACCCGAUUAUUAAUAUAUUAAAAAGUUAAUUGAUAAUUUCACGAAUUGAAGGCGGUAAACCGAAUCGAACGAGAAAAGCAAAACAAGCCAAAUCGGAACACAGUAUGAAAAUGGUGUUGUCGCAGCGGCAGCGCGAGGAGCUUAACCAAGCGAUUGCCGACUACCUGGGCUCAAAUGGCUAUGCCGACUCAUUGGAGACCUUCCGAAAGGAGGCCGAUCUCAGCUCAGAAGCGGAAAAGAAGUUUGGCGGCCUGCUUGAGAAGAAGUGGACGUCCGUCAUCCGUCUGCAGAAAAAAGUAAUGGAACUAGAGGCUAAGCUGACCGAAGCUGAGAAGGAGGUCAUCGAGGGUGCGCCCACAAAGAACAAACGUACACCCGGCGAGUGGAUACCACGGCCGCCAGAGAAAUUCUCACUAACCGGUCAUCGGGCCAGCAUUACGAGGGUAAUAUUUCAUCCCAUUUUUGGUCUAAUGGUUUCCGCAUCUGAAGAUGCUACCAUUAGGAUUUGGGACUUCGAAACUGGCGAGUAUGAACGUAGUUUGAAGGGACACACAGACUCGGUGCAGGAUGUGGCAUUCGAUGCCCAGGGCAAGCUUUUGGCUUCCUGCAGCGCGGACUUGUCCAUCAAAUUGUGGGAUUUCCAGCAAAGCUACGAGUGUGUCAAAACCAUGCAUGGUCACGAUCACAAUGUCUCGUCGGUGGCCUUUGUGCCCGCCGGAGAUUAUGUACUCUCUGCAUCGCGAGACCGCACUAUUAAAAUGUGGGAGGUGGCCACAGGUUACUGCGUUAAAACCUACACAGGCCACAGAGAGUGGGUGCGAAUGGUGCGAGUGCACAUCGAAGGCAGCAUUUUUGCCACAUGCUCAAAUGAUCAGACAAUACGGGUUUGGUUGACGAAUUCAAAAGACUGCAAGGUUGAAUUACGCGAUCAUGAGCAUACCGUGGAGUGCAUUGCCUGGGCGCCGGAAGCCGCAGCCUCGGCGAUAAACGAGGCAGCCGGAGCGGACAACAAGAAGGGUCACCACCAGGGCCCGUUCCUGGCCUCCGGCUCUCGCGACAAAACCAUUCGCAUUUGGGACGUGAGCGUCGGUCUGUGCCUGCUCACGCUGAGUGGCCAUGACAACUGGGUGCGUGGCCUGGCAUUCCAUCCGGGAGGCAAGUACCUGGUUUCGGCCAGCGACGACAAGACCAUCAGGGUCUGGGACUUGCGCAACAAGCGAUGCAUGAAGACGCUAUACGCGCAUCAGCAUUUCUGCACCUCCAUAGAUUUUCACAAAGCGCAUCCGUAUGUUAUUAGCGGUAGCGUAGAUCAAACAGUUAAAGUCUGGGAAUGUCGUUAAAAUAAAGGAAAACUCAGCAAGGGUUCUGCUUACUUCUCAAUUUAAACAUAAAUAAAGCUAAUAUAUUAAAUCACAUACCCACACCACGCCCACACAUACGAACAGUCUCAGCCACCUCCGCGGAAGUUUAUUUUCCAGGCGCUUUCUGUGUCAGCGUCCGUAAGCAAAAUGAACAUAUUUGUAUUUUAAAACUGAAUGAAACUGGCGAAAACGAAUUAUUUAUUUAAAUGUACGACCUUCUAAUUAAACUAACUACCUACUAUUUACAAAGUACAUAUACAUUAAUGCCUAAAAAAUAUACCUACCUGCAAUUAUCGUUUAAAGUCAAAA
This is a messenger RNA of Drosophila ficusphila, 1759 nucleotides long. It is a transcript of the gene Lis-1, whose product is annotated as lissencephaly-1 homolog. Bases 194 to 1429 code for a protein of 411 amino acids. The record is from RefSeq and is a predicted model, not a curated record. Gene Ontology annotation, molecular function: protein binding. NCBI's taxonomy places the organism in Eukaryota, Metazoa, Arthropoda, Insecta, Diptera, Drosophilidae. The transcript is spliced from 8 exons.